AAUUAGGUUAAAAGGACCAAGCUAAGUUUAUUGGCGGGAACCUGUUUCGCGAGACGGAUGAUCUGGAACUGGAUAGUAACAUCAUCGAAAACUUCAGUGAAGCACGAAACUUUUACGCCGUUUCCGUCUCUUUCUACGUCGUCGGAUUCUCCGAUUUGGUCGGCGAUGUUCACCUGAGCAACGGAUCGAAGAACUUGGUCGUAUUCAGUCUCCAUUGUCUCCCAAGUCCGAGAAAAACCGGCUCAAGUUUUUAGAUGGUAUAAAUCUCAAUUGCGAAAUUCCUCUUUCUCCGUCGUUGCUCUUCUCCGGCGAUACGAGCAUCUCUGAUCCGAGCAAUUUCACUUCCUGAAUUUUCCGAAUCUGAUCCCUGAUGGAUAGUGGAACGAUAAACAUUAAGAAAUGGGUAGUGAUAUAUCCAGUCUAUAUUAACUCAAAGAAAACUGUAGCUGAGGGAAGAAGAAUCAGUGUGAGUAAGUCAUGUGAGAACCCGAAUUGCAUCGAGAUUAGUGAUUGUUGCAAGCAUUUGAAACUCCCUAGUGCCGUCGAGAUUGACAAAGCAUACCCGCGAGAUUUCAUGCAAGUAGGGAGAGUGAGGGUGCAAUUGAAAAGAGAAGAUGGUACUUUACUCAAUCCAGCCAUUACUUCAAGGAAGCAUCUGAUGCAGAAAAUUGCAGAGUUGGUACCAAGACAUCCAGAGAGAGUAAAGAAGCAGGAAGCUCAGAAAGCGAAGAAGCAGGAACCUCAGGCCACAACUUCAACCUCUGGAACUUCUUCAAAGUCAGGCAAAGGUGGCAAGAAGAAGAGAUAAAACAAGCCAAGCCCUCCCUCUCUCUCAUCAGAUUUUAUGGCUUUUAAUCUCUUUAACUUUCUGAGAAGAACACAAAGGUGUUUGCAGGUGUAACAAUGUUUCAAAUAGAACAUCGUCUCUUUCAACCCUAAGCUACUUUGUUUUCACCAUUCUACUUCUUCUUUUUGGCAUCAUCCAUUGACAUUAGACAAGAAAGAAUGCCUAAAAAGGGAACAUAAAGAUAUUGUAAUUCACCACAAUUAGUCUCACUAACCACAGCCAUAACCAAAAUCGAAAUUACA
Molecule: messenger RNA, 1089 nt
Organism: Arabidopsis thaliana (thale cress)
Lineage: Eukaryota; Viridiplantae; Streptophyta; Magnoliopsida; Brassicales; Brassicaceae
Product: signal recognition particle 19 kDa protein, putative / SRP19
Exons: 5
Coding region: 371-808 (145 amino acids)
Biological process (GO): SRP-dependent cotranslational protein targeting to membrane
Cellular component (GO): nucleolus; cytoplasm; signal recognition particle
Molecular function (GO): 7S RNA binding
Source: RefSeq, marked reviewed